This is a messenger RNA of Penicillium waksmanii, 840 nucleotides long. RefSeq lists its product as uncharacterized. The record is from RefSeq and is a predicted model, not a curated record. Lineage: Eukaryota; Fungi; Ascomycota; Eurotiomycetes; Eurotiales; Aspergillaceae. The coding region runs from base 1 to 840 and encodes 279 amino acids. The transcript has a single exon.
AUGAGUGGACUACGGCCGAUUUUCUAUGCAUAUCAGCCAGAGCCAGAGACCUCUGGGUCAGAGUCUUCAUAUAAAGUGGAGUAUUCUGGCAGUGAUAGAGAUCCUGCUCGCCCAUUUGACGAGCUUGUUGGAGAAGGGUUGUUGCGACGUCAAUGGUUAGAAUAUGCCGAUGAGCCGAACUGCCCGAUUGAACAAUCCACGCUAACCUACGAAGAUCUGAUGGCAGUCUUACCGAAUAUAGAGUAUGCGAAUGCAGAUAGCCGCAUCAAGCGAGAAGUCGCUGACAUGGAGGGCCACGCCUCCGCAAUUCCUGAUGACCUUCGAACACUGAUUCAAAAUACUCCCCCUGGAACAUCUCAUCGCAUCAUACUUUCAAAUUACGAUGAGUCAGGCCUUAUAUGGACUGGGCUAAUCGGGCCAGGAGUUAUGAUGAUCGACCUCUUUGACAGGAAGGAGAACAGUGCUGCUUUGCAUGUUUCCGAAGUAUCUCAAGCUGUUUAUCAGAAUUACCAUCCAUUGCAGUUCCUCAGAUAUAUCUUUAUAUUGGGCGUUAUAAAUAAGCAAACAAUUUCUUGUAUUAAAGAUGAUCUCUACGGCGCCAACGGGGAUGAUAACUUACCAGCAGGAUGGCCGAGUGGCAGUGGUUUACAAGAGUGGAAUCAUGGCACCCCGCAGUUUGACGCCUUGAUGGGCACCAGAAUCGGCAAGACAGUUGCCUCCAUCUUGCUAAGUGCGUUCCCUCGAGGCACUCGGCGAAUUGGAAAAAUCGCUACCUGGCCGUGUGCAUCCAGUGCUAAUAUACGAUUUGAUCUGGAUGUUUUUGUGCCUGCUGACAAUUAG